GCUUUCUAUUUCUUCUCCUGCAGCCAGGGUGCACGCGUAUUUGAAACAGACCGAAUUUCCUCUUCCAUGUGGGAUCACGUUGACUUUUCGAGACUAUUGGAUAUUUCUUUAUAAUGACUCCAGUGCCUUUUUGUUAUUGCUGUUGUUGAGGUUGAGGGAGAAGAGAUCGGUCUAAAUUCCGGUUGGGUAAGUGGGGGGGAUUCUCGGCGAUGAGAAAGCGGGGACUUCGAAGCCGGAGGAAAAAGCAGCAGCCCCCCAUCCCCACUUCUCCCGUCCCCGCUACUCUCCACCCGUGACCUCCCGUGGAGACCCCAGGCGGCAGCAUCAAUAUCUGAUCGGCCCUCGUCAGCGCGCUGCCAGCUCUGGCCGACUGGGCUCGCCAGGCAUCGCCCGCGCGGCGCUGAAGCCGACGCCCGGCCCUGCACCGGGCUUUGGGAGGACCUUCUGCGCUCGCCCCCUCCCCGGCGUGGCUGGGCUUCCGAGUCUAGGCGCGGUGCCCACCAUGCUCGCGCUGCUCUGCGCGAUGCCCUGGCUCCUGCUGGCGGCGGCGCCCGGGCACCCGGCGAAAUCCCCCAGGCAGCUCCCAGCACCGCGCCGCGACCCCAGGGAACCUGCCAGGGGCGCUGAUUUUGACCAUGUCUACACCGGGGUGGUGAGCCUGAGCACCGAGAACAUCUUCUCCUUCAACUACACCAGCCAGCCCGGCCAGGUGACUGCCGUGAGAGUGUAUGUGAACAGCUCCUCUGAGAAUCUCAACUACCCAGUCCUUGUUGUGGUUCGCCAGCAGAAAGAGGUGCUGUCCUGGCAGGUUCCUCUGCUCUUCCAAGGACUAUACCAGAGGAGCUACAACUACCAGGAAGUGAGCCGUACCUUAUGUCCCUCCGAAGCAACCAAUGAAACGGGACCCUUGGAGCAACUGAUAUUUGUAGAUGUAGCAUCCAUGGCACCCCUGGGUGCCCAGUACAAACUGCUGGUUACCAAGCUCAAGCACUUCCAGCUCCAGACAAAUGUUGCCUUUCACUUUACUGCCAGCCCCUCUCAGCCUCAGUAUUUUCUAUACAAGUUUCCCAAAGAUGUGGACUCAGUUAUCAUUAAAGUGGUGUCUGAAAUGGCUUAUCCAUGUUCUGUUGUCUCAGUCCAGAAUAUCAUGUGCCCAGUGUAUGACCUCGACCACAAUGUGGAAUUUAACGGUGUCUAUCAGUCCAUGACCAAGAAAGCUGCCAUCACACUACAGAAGAAGGAUUUUCCAGGCGAGCAGUUCUUCGUGGUAUUUGUGAUAAAGCCUGAAGAUUAUGCCUGCGGAGGAUCUUUCUUCAUCCAGGAAAAGGAGAACCAGACCUGGAAUCUACAGCGAGCAAAGAACCUUAAAGUGACCAUUGUUCCUUCCAUUAAAGAAUCUGUGUAUGUGAAAUCCAGUCUUUUCAGUGUCUUCAUCUUCCUGUCUUUCUACUUGGGAUGCCUGCUUGUUGUGUUUGUUCAUUACCUGAGGUUUCAGAGAAAAUCCAUUGAUGGAAGCUUUGGGUCCAAUGAUGACUCUGGAAAUAUGGUGGCAUCUCAUCCCAUUGCUGCCAGCACACCCGAAGGGAGCAAUUAUGGGACAAUAGAUGAGUCAAGCUCCAGUCCUGGAGGGCCUAUGUCCUCCCCCGACGGUGGGCCACCAGGCCAGUCAGACACAGACAGCUCCGUGGAGGAGAGCGACUUCGACACCAUGCCAGACGUUGAGAGUGAUAAAAACAUCAUCCGGACCAAGAUGUUCCUUUACCUGUCCGAUUUGUCCAGGAAGGACCGGAGAAUUGUCAGCAAAAAAUAUAAAAUUUAUUUUUGGAACAUCAUCACCAUCGCUGUGUUUUACGCGCUACCUGUGACCCAGCUGGUCAUUACCUACCAGACAGUGGUAAAUGUCACUGGCAACCAGGACAUCUGUUACUACAACUUCCUCUGUGCUCACCCCUUGGGCGUCCUGAGUGCCUUCAACAACAUUCUCAGCAAUCUGGGCCAUGUGCUUCUGGGCAUCCUCUUCCUGCUGAUAGUCUUGCGCCGGGACAUCCUCCAUCGGAGAGCCCUAGAAGCCAAGGACAUCUUUGCUAUGGAGUACGGGAUUCCCAAACACUUUGGUCUUUUCUACGCUAUGGGCAUCGCGCUGAUCAUGGAAGGGGUGCUCAGUGCCUGCUACCAUGUCUGCCCUAAUUAUUCCAACUUCCAAUUCGAUACCUCCUUCAUGUACAUGAUCGCUGGCCUGUGCAUGCUGAAGCUCUAUCAGACCCGCCACCCCGACAUCAAUGCCAGCGCCUACUCCGCCUACGCCUCCUUCGCUCUGGUCAUCAUGCUCACCGUCCUUGGAGUGGUGUUUGGAAAAAAUGACGUGUGGUUCUGGGUUGUCUUCUCUGCAAUCCACGUUCUGGCCUCGCUAGCCCUCAGCACCCAGAUCUAUUACAUGGGUCGUUUCAAGAUAGAUGUGUCAGACACAGAUAUGGGAAUUUUCCGGCGGGCUGCCAUGGUGUUCUACACAGACUGUAUCCAGCAGUGUAGCCGACCUCUGUAUAUGGAUAGAAUGGUGUUGCUGGUUGUGGGGAAUCUGGUUAACUGGUCCUUCGCCCUCUUCGGAUUGAUAUACCGCCCCAGGGACUUUGCUUCCUACAUGCUGGGCAUCUUCAUCUGUAACCUGUUGCUGUACCUGGCCUUUUACAUCAUCAUGAAGCUCCGCAGCUCCGAGAAGGUCCUCCCAGUGCCGCUGGUCUGCAUCGUGGCCACCGCUGUGAUGUGGGCUGCCGCCCUGUACUUUUUCUUCCAGAAUCUCAGCAGCUGGGAGGGAACCCCGGCCGAAUCCCGGGAGAAGAAUCGCGAGUGUAUUCUGCUGGAUUUCUUCGACGACCAUGACAUCUGGCACUUCCUCUCUGCUACUGCUCUGUUUUUCUCAUUCUUGGUUUUGUUAACUUUGGAUGAUGACCUUGAUGUGGUUCGGAGAGACCAGAUCCCUGUCUUCUGAACCUCCAAUAUUUAGAGGAGGGGAGGGAGCGAUCAAUCUUGGUGCUGUUUCACCAAAAUUACAGUGACUUCAGCAAAGUAACCACUGCCAGAUGCUCCACUCACCCUCUGUAGAGCCAACUCUGCGUUCACACAGGAAGGAGAGGGGCUGCAGGAGAUUUACACCUGCAAGAAGAGAGGCAGAAGGGGAGCCAUGUUGAGGACAAAUGCAAACAUGAGGAGCUGAGAAACACUUGCUCCUUCCAUCUGCAGCUCUAAGUGCGACAGGGACAGAUGCUGUAUCCAAGUCAACUCGCCAUCUUGGGGUCCCUCCCACCCUCAUGGAGACUUGCCAGCAAUGGCAGAAUGCUGCUGCACUCUUCCCUCCACUUGUCGCCCUGCCCGGAAAGGCCAGCAGCUUGGAUCUCCUGCCCAGAGACUGCCUUGGCCCCCUUCACACCUCUGCAACACCUGUUGCUCCAGCAGGAGUAUGUGGUUCUUUAGAAUAUGGUGGGGAGGUGACCCCAGGCCCUACUGGG
Messenger RNA from Saimiri boliviensis boliviensis (Bolivian squirrel monkey), 3503 nucleotides. It is a transcript of the gene SIDT1, whose product is annotated as SID1 transmembrane family member 1. Gene Ontology annotation, molecular function: RNA transmembrane transporter activity; double-stranded RNA binding. NCBI's taxonomy places the organism in Eukaryota, Metazoa, Chordata, Mammalia, Primates, Cebidae. Gene Ontology annotation, biological process: RNA transport. The record is from RefSeq and is a predicted model, not a curated record. Gene Ontology annotation, cellular component: lysosome; plasma membrane.